AUGCAAUUCCCCACACCCAUAACACAAACAAUCAUACACAAUGGGCGAGCCCGCAAACCUUCCAUACAUUCGAGUUCAGCUAUGCAUCAAGAAGAAAGACGAAGUGUCUGACAAAUUUUUCCACGACUACUGGAAAGGCAACCACGUCAAGCUUGCACUAGAGAAUAAGAAAUUCGUUGACAAGGUCAUCCGAUACAAUCAGUUCCACACCUCUCCAAGCUUAAAAGCACAGGCCGGAGAGUUCAAAAUUCCUGUACCAGAAUAUGACGGCAUUGCAGAAGUAUGGGUCAAAGACAUUGAAACCUGGAAGGAGAUAGCAACGGAUCCCGACUUUAUCGCUACAAUUGCGCCUGAUGAGGACAACUUCAUCAAAGCACCUAUUCAUAUAAUGCUGGGGUACGAUAACACCGUCAUUGGGGAUGCUGUUAAGAACAAGCUAUGA
This is a messenger RNA of Paraphaeosphaeria sporulosa, 442 nucleotides long. RefSeq lists its product as uncharacterized. Gene Ontology annotation, molecular function: oxidoreductase activity. Lineage: Eukaryota; Fungi; Ascomycota; Dothideomycetes; Pleosporales; Didymosphaeriaceae. The transcript is spliced from 2 exons. The record is from RefSeq and is a predicted model, not a curated record. The coding region runs from base 41 to 442 and encodes 133 amino acids.